GGCCCCCUGGUGGGGAGAAAGCUCUGAAACCCUGAGGAAAGGACCCGGCUGGAGAGAUGCUGGCCCCGGGGGAAGUGAUGGCCGCGGUGGUCCCAAAGCCCCGAGCGCUUUGGCUGCACAAACAAGGCGACGGCCUGGCCCUGGACGCCCCCGGCGGGCAGGAAGGCGCGGCGGCUGCCGAGUCCUCGGACCCCGAAGCUUCUCGCCAGAGUUUCCGGCACUUUCAGUACACGGACGUGGCCGGGCCCCGCAAGGCCCUGAGCCAGCUCCGAGAACUCUGCCUGCAGUGGCUGAGGCCCGAGAUUCAUAGCAAGCAUCAGAUCCUGGAGCUCUUGGUGCUGGAGCAAUUCCUGACCAUCCUGCCCAGGGAGAUCCGGGCUUGGGUAAAGUCCCAGCACCCCGACAGCAGCGAGGAGGUGGUGAGCCUGGUGGAGAACUUGGCCCAUGGACACGAGGCAGAAGCUCAGCCUUCUCAAGGCCCUGGCUUUUCUCACCCCAGGAGCCCCAAAGAUGAACAAAGGCCCAGUGUUUUCUUUGCCACCAGUUCUCAGGAUGAAUGGGUGCCCAUGGACUUGGCUCAGAGCUGCAGGGAAACCGAGCAUGAGAAGCAUUGGAACCUCCCACCGUUGGGGGCCCCAGUUCCCAAACCUGAUGUGAUCCCUGAGCUGGAUGCAGGGAAGGAACCCCGGGUCUCGGCUGUCCAGGGACCAGAAGAGCUCCUGGGCCCAGAGAGCGACUGUCCAGCCUGGGAGAGUAGAACGGAGGUGAAGGGGCCGGCUGCUCCGGAAGAUGUUGCCAAAGCGCUCACGCUCUCCGGAUCAGUAACAAGAAGGCCCAGAAGGAACAUGGCCCCGGGUUCCACAUUAAGAGAAGUAGCUGAAAAUGAGGACAAAUUGGGGAGACAGAAGGAUUCUUCAGAGUUCACCCUGGCCCUGCUCAGCCUGGAUGGCGUCGUCCUCUCCCCAACAGAGAAUGACUUUGUCCUCCACGUCAAGGAGGAACUGGACCGAUUCCUCCUGCAGAAGCAGCUGUCCAGAGUCCUUCUCUUCCCACCCCUCUCAAGUCGCCUCCGGUACUUGAUCCACCGAACGGCCGAGAAUUUCGAUCUCCUGAGCAGUUUCUCGGUCGGGGAAGGCUGGAAGAGGAGGACUGUCAUCUGUCACCUGAAUAUCAGGUUACCGAAUCUGGAUAACUUCUCUCCCUCCUGCCUGACCCCCGGCCGCCAGAUCAGAUCCCGGAGGACGCGGCCCAGCGCCGGCCAGGAGGCCGGCUCCGGCUCGUGGGGUCCGCGGCCGGGCCGGAGGCAGCGAGGCCGCAAGCCCGACCAGGCCCUGUACGUGCCCCGGGCGCUGCGCAGGAAGGCCGAGCAAGUUCCCGACCUGGGCCCGCUCGAGGCGGACAUCGGAGACGGGCACAGGGACCCCGCCGGAGAGCUCCCGGAGCAGCCCGGAGACGUCAGCGGGAGCGACCCGGACCCCGACUCGGACGCCAGACUCCCCCAGCAGGCAGGGCCUGAGGUGGCAGGAGAUCUAACAGAGCAGAACCAAACGGGCCCGUGUCAGCCGGACUCAGAGGAGCCGGGGCCCCCCGAGAGCCCGUCCCAGGAGGGGGACAGCCCGGAGGCAGAGGACAAGGUGCAGCUCUCCGUGGAGGAGGACAGGAAGGACCCCCCGGGGAAGAGAGUGGAGGAGGAGGAAGAGGGCAGCUUCUCGGAGGACGAGAAUGUUGGGCUGAUACAGGAGAUCCUGGAUAACCUGGUGGACCGGGAGAUUCAGAUUGAGAAGAUCCACUUGGACAGCUGCUACCUAGAGGACGAGCUGUCGUGGGGGGAGAACGGCUUUGGCCACGUGGUGGAAAUCUAUGGGUUCGAGCCGUCCCUGAAGACGGAGGACCUUCUGGAGGUGUUCGCGGAGUUUCAGGAGAAGGGCUUCAAGAUCCAGUGGGUGGACGACACUCACGCUCUGGGCGUCUUUCCCUGCCUGGCAUUAGCCAACGAAGCCUUGACCAGGGAUUUCCCGACAUUAAAGAUCCGUCCCCUCACUCAGGGAACCAAACAGUCCAAGUUCAAAGCCCUCCAGCGUCCAAAGCUCCUGCGUUUGGCCAAGGAACGGCCCCAGACCAGCACAGCCGUGGCCCGGAGGCUGGUGGCCCGGGCCCUGGGCCUCCAGAGGAAGUACAAAGAACAGACAAAGGGCGAGCCCCCCGCCGCCCAGCCUUGAGUCGCCGUGCUCGCCGGCGGAGCGGCCUCGGCCCGGUUUCCAGGACUCUGGGGGCUGGCCCCCCUUAGACCGGGCCCAAGGACCAGCUCCAGCCAACACCAUCACCGAGAGGUCGCCAGCCCCGGUCCAAGCCUGGGGGCCUCGAGUAUAUUUUUAGAUGUUGAGAAGAAAAUAAAAAGUGGACUGGAUGAAAGUUAAA
Antechinus flavipes (yellow-footed antechinus) is the source of this 2418-nucleotide messenger RNA. RefSeq names its product R3H domain and coiled-coil containing 1 (gene R3HCC1). NCBI's taxonomy places the organism in Eukaryota, Metazoa, Chordata, Mammalia, Dasyuromorphia, Dasyuridae. Bases 57 to 2219 code for a protein of 720 amino acids. The transcript has 12 exons. Gene Ontology annotation, molecular function: nucleic acid binding. The record is from RefSeq and is a predicted model, not a curated record.